AUGGCUGUCUCAGGUUCAAAAUGGAUAAAAAAAGUACUGCAUUUGUUUUCUUUUUUCUCUUGUAUCCAAGAUCAAAGUAAACUCAAACAUGAAUCUCAUGAGGUAGAAAAAAAAAAUCUCUGUAGGGAAAAUAAGACAACCAGAGAUGAAAACAAGGCUCUGAGAAAAGAAAACAAAACCCUCUGGGGGGAAAACAAUGCUCUUGGAAGAGAAAACAAAGCUUUUCGAAUGUUCAACCAAUUCAUCAGGGAAAGGAAUCAGCUCCUAAGACAGCAGAGCCAGCUUCUCUGGAAGGUGAAAAAGUUGGCUUUGGAAAAUCAAAAACUGUCAGAAGAAGAACUGAAUGCCUUGAACACAGAGAGAAAAUCUUACUGGCAGCAGAAUCCUGCACUGGAAACUCAGAUUACAGCUCUCCAGCAGCAAGAGAUAGCCUUCCAGAAUGAAGCUAAAGCUCUUGAAGAAGAGAUCAGAGCUCUGUGUGAGGAGACCAAGGCUCUGCAGCACCAGGAGAGCACUCUCAGGAUGGAAGAGAGGGCCCUGUUGAGGGAGGGAGUGGCUGUAGAGCUGCGGGAGGCCUUGACAAAGGAGGGAGCUGCUCUGGAAAUGGAAAUGGAAGAGUGGGCUCUGUGGAAGGAGGAGCAGGCUCUUAGGGAAGAGAACAAGGCUCUGAGAAAAGAACAAGGAGCUCUGCAAGAGGACGAAGCAGCCCUACAGGAAGAGGCCAAAAUACUAAAGGAGUGGAACAGGAUUUUCCAGGGGAAGAAUGCAAACACCCUCCCUGGGAAGACUCAAAGUGAUGAACUAGAGAAGUGUGACCUGAGGAUCUAA
Molecule: messenger RNA, 828 nt
Organism: Nannospalax galili (Upper Galilee mountains blind mole rat)
Lineage: Eukaryota; Metazoa; Chordata; Mammalia; Rodentia; Spalacidae
Product: spermatid-associated protein-like
Source: RefSeq, a predicted model, not a curated record